AAGUGCAACCUGUUUUAGACAUGUUAUUCAUACAUUUUGCAUAGCAAUAUAUCAAUUGUGAUGUAAAACUAUUAUUCAUUAGUAUUAUAAUUUUUAAUUAAGCUGUUUUGGUUUUUUAUUUAGUUCUCAGGCGUUCAUUUAAAACCAACUACAUUUCCCACAAUCCACCACUGUUAUCGACCGUAGCCUACGUACCUUCUAGAAACUUGACGAGCGUUCGAGUGCGUGCCUCUAUUUCAGAAUAUGUAGCUAACGUGUUUUGACCCAGCCUACUUCUCGUGUAGACUCUAGUACAGAGACAGUGGCCAUUUCUGCUCGACGUGACUACUAUUAUUGUUUCAUUCGGUCAGUGAAACUCGAGAAUGUAAAGUCUCUCUUUUGCUAAUAUCAAAAUGACAGACUGAACUAUUAGUGGACGUUUUUGAGGCUAAGCCCAACAACAAUAACAAACUAUUGGCAGCAAAGGAAAGGCAUUGCAGUUGCACAGACCUUAAAGCUAGUGGAUCCUGAUGCACCAGCCUGCUCCCUCCAGCUCGGAGCUGAGCCUUCUGCCAGCCAUGUUUUCAUUUUCAGGCCCUGCAAGCCUCACUCAAUUUGACUUCGGACCUCCGAGUUCAUCUGAGCACCAGCUAAAAGCAACAAACUCCAGCAACAACUGGGAGAUGAGAUGUCUAAGAAAACACAGAAUACUGGAUGAUGAGGGAUGCAGUGCCAAAAAAAGAAGGAUUAUGUCUGACUCAGAACUGGAAAUUUCACAGAACUCUAGUAUCCCCCAAGAGUGGACCCAAACAAAUGGUUGCAAUGCUGCACCGUCACAGACUGUUCUCCUGACUCCUCCACAGUCCUGCUCUGUCCAGCAGAACCUACCUGUGUCUCAGCCCCCUUCCCUAUCCCGACCUGCCCGGGAGACCUUUAGCAUGGAGGUAGAAGCCACUCAAAGAAAACUGCAGGAGAUUGAAAACAGAAUUACUCUUGAAGAUGAUGAUGAGGAUCUGGAUGAAGAGCCGGUUCAGAGACGGCCGGUGUUGGUGAUCUCCGACAGUUUGAAGGAGGGCCUGGAGCGUGGCAUCAGUGACAUCCUCCCCCACACUGUGACCCAGUCUUUGGCUCAUUCAGGAAUGGAGUUGGUGCUGUGGCGACCCCCACAAGAUCCUUUCUGCCAGAAGCUGAAGGACUCCUUACAGAAGCAGCGCAAACAACAGGCCGCCUGUCGGCAGCUCCCAACUCCAUGUCCAUCACCGACCCCCCACAGCCCCCCCAGCUCCCCCACAGAAACACACUUUCCCUUAUCUGCUUUUCCUGAACCCCAAACAUCAGAAGAGGACAUGGAAAUGUAAAAAAAAUACAUAAAAUAAGCUGGACAAGUGACCUCUUAAAUUGUGGAGCUCCCCAGUUUGAGGAGGGAAUUCUGUGCUAUUUUUGAGCAGUUUUUGCUCCACUUUUCCGUAUAGUCAUAACUUUUGUUUGUUUGGAGCUACACACACACACUGUCUCCAGAUUGAUUUCCAGUUUUUCUAACACUUGUCUGGUGAGCAGAACACUGAUGUAAUGUGAAUAAGACUUUUUCACACUUUAGUUUAGAGAAUGUUUUUCUUUAUAAGCUAACUUUUUUUUAUACAUAUAUAUAUAUAAAGUGAGUUCAUCUUGGAAAAAUGCCAACAAAUGUGAAUUGCAAAGCUUGUUUUAUAAUUUUUGGUACAUUACCUGAUUUGCAGACAGCCAUCGAGUGUUUUGACUUUAUAUCUGUUUCAUAAUAAAUAGUUACUGUUUGUGUA
Oryzias melastigma (Indian medaka) is the source of this 1775-nucleotide messenger RNA. It is a transcript of the gene ccdc117, whose product is annotated as coiled-coil domain containing 117. The record is from RefSeq and is a predicted model, not a curated record. The coding region runs from base 510 to 1337 and encodes 275 amino acids. The transcript is spliced from 6 exons. Lineage: Eukaryota; Metazoa; Chordata; Actinopteri; Beloniformes; Adrianichthyidae.